AUGAGCAAUUCUCUGGAUGGCGCGACUGCGGUAGCCGCGCCCACAGACUCCCCUGCUGUCACCACUCCCAACAAUGCCGAAUCAAUAGCCCAAGGCAAAGAGAAGGCCAAAGAGGUCCUAGCCGCCUCGGGCAUCAACAUCUCUGGCAACGACACGCAAUCCGAAGUAGAUGGCUCCGAUGCCAAUCCCAUCGCGAACCGGAAGCGCAAACGCGAAACACCACUAGAAAGAAUCCAGGCGGACGAAUAUGUCCAGCGCGAAUACCAUUACAAGGCGCUUUUGGCAGAACAGAUCAACCAUCCAGUACUGUCACAGCAAAAGAAGCAGGAGCUCGCUUUCUACCAGAGCCUGCGACCGAGACGUGAACAUGACCCGGGCUCCAUCUUCGGGUUUGGCUAUGAAGGGUUUGGCAAUCCUAGGACGGACGAGAAGAAUCUACGCGACCCUAUUCUCUACCCACGGCAAAGAAGACCGGGGAAACGGAAAACACUGCCUCCGCGCGUAGCUCGCAAGGACCAGAUUCUACAAGCCGAGCAAAGCGAAGACCUGGUACCCAUUCGUCUCGACGUCGACUGGGGAAAGAUCAAGCUGCGUGACACGUUUACUUGGAAUCUCCAUGACCGGACCACAUCUAUCGACUAUUUCGCGGAGAAGCUGGUGGAAGAUUUCGGUCUCGAGGUUGCAGCCUGUGGACCUCUUGUGCAAGCAGUGGCUGCCAACAUCCGCGAACAGAUCACCGAUUACUGCCCUCAUAUCUAUACCGACGAAGAGCCGUUAGAUCCGUCUCUACCGUACUUUGCUUACAAGAAUGACGAGAUGCGCAUCUUGAUUAAGUUGAAUAUCACGAUUGGGCAGAAUACACUCAUCGACCAAUUUGAGUGGGAGAUCAACAACCCCUUCAACUCACCAGAAGAAUUCGCGCGCCAGAUGACCAACGAUUUGUCUUUGGCAGGCGAAUUUACCACGGCCAUUGCACAUUCUAUCCGUGAACAAUGUCAACUGUUUUCCAAGUCCUUGCACCUUACCGGUCAUCCCUUCGAUGGUCGGCCGGUCGAAGAUCCUGACCUACGCGAGAAUUUCCUGCAAUCUCCACUACCCAGUACCUUCCGCCCUUACCAAAUGGCCAAGGACUACACCCCAUACCUCUACGAACUCAACGAAGCAGACUUGGAGCGCACAGAGCUAUCCAUCUCUCGAGAACAGCGGAGACAGAAGAGGUCCACUAACCGUAGAGGCGGUCCUGCGUUACCAGACCUGAAAGAUCGGCAGCGGACUAUUCGCUCCCUCGUCGUUUCUUCCGUCAUUCCUGGAGGUGCAUUGAGUUUGGAGGAAAGCCGAAUCUUCCGAAUCCCCAAGGCUGCGAGAAGAUCUGCCCGCGGCCCAGGCCAGAGAGAUGGGCUUGAAGACUCGGAUGAUUCCGACAGCGAGGAAUCCGGCCCUGGUUCGCCGGCCAUUCCAACUCAUUUGUUACAACAAGGCACAGCUCGAACGCGGGGAAUCCGCAAUGCGGCGUUGACCGCAACCGCCGGCAUCCGUUCGAAUCUGAGUGGAUUGGCUUCCGCAAGGUCUGCAACGCCGGAUUCUAUAGCACCUACCCACCACGAAGGUCGAUCGUCGGUGAGAAGAAGGGAUUACAAAGAAGAAAGUGAUGAAGAGUCCGGCCCAGAAAAGCUCGUCGUGGUUUUGAAGUUGGGAAAAGCCAAGCUUCGUGAAUGGAUGCGGUCACAGCGAGCCAAAGAUCGCGCAGGGUUGGUUUCAAAUGCCUCAAAUCAAGGAAGUCCACGUCCAGGUUCUCACUCACGGUCUGUCUCGGCUGCACCAUUGAACCUUGCCGCAAUGCCUCCUCCGCCCUCCCCCGUACCAGCUCCUGGCGACAUUCCUGGCGCUGUGGAUGCUACGCAUCAUCCUCCCAGUGCUGCUCAUCCUGCCCCUCCACCCCCUGACUGGCUUGUUCAAGAGCUGGAGCGGCUUCGGAAGAUCUAUCCCCAAGAUCGCUUCGAGGGUUUCAUGAAACAUACGGCAGUGGAUCCGAAAACCCAGAAGCUGCUGCCUGCCAAUGAAAGCAACAAAGCGCUCCCACACAAGUAUGUUCCGCGGAUUAGAUGUCUGGAUUGCCCGCCGGGCAAAAGUUACAUGCCGAGCGCCGAAAAUUUUGAAGCACACCUCAGGAAUCGUGUUCACAGGGCAAAUGUGGAGCAUAGGUUGAGCAAAGGUUGA
Messenger RNA from Exophiala dermatitidis NIH/UT8656, 2217 nucleotides. Its product is annotated as transcription initiation factor TFIID subunit D3. Bases 1 to 2217 code for a protein of 738 amino acids. Gene Ontology annotation, biological process: chromatin remodeling; regulation of transcription by RNA polymerase II. Gene Ontology annotation, molecular function: transcription coregulator activity. Gene Ontology annotation, cellular component: nuclear chromosome; nucleus; SWI/SNF complex. The transcript has 2 exons. The record is from RefSeq and is a predicted model, not a curated record. Lineage: Eukaryota; Fungi; Ascomycota; Eurotiomycetes; Chaetothyriales; Herpotrichiellaceae.